UCAAGGUUCUCUGUGUAACUUUGGGUCAUUGUUUCCUCUCAGCAGCGUUUUGUCCUGAUCGCAGCUCCAUAGUUGACUCGCUGCAACUUUAUUGUUUUUUCAACAGCGGACAGCGACGAACAAGGGUCUGACGCUGCUGCCUUUGAAAUGGCGUCGGUGCAGUCAAAUAACGCCGUUACUGGUCGUUGUUGAGCUCGUGUAGGUCGCUCCAGGUGGUGGUUUCCUGCUCCAGUGUGAACCUUUGCCUCUGGCAUUUAUAUUCGGCCAUUAUAGAGUUGAUAAACAAAAAUGUGGUGAAGCAAAUUGUCAACAAUUGACGUUGCAUAAUAAGGCCGCAGCUAACCCCGGGCUUGCGUAGGGAUUACAGCGGCUUUUGAAUGCUUGGCCCUGCCGCAGCUCGAUGUCGGUUUCCUGGUGAAUCCUGGUGGACAUGUGUAGUUAAAACAGGAAUCUGGAGCUGAAGUGUCCGGUUUAUAGUUCAGAUUUAUAGUAACAUUACCAUACAUUAUGAAUUAAGUCCCUAGAUUGUUAAACAGCCCUCACUAUCUUGAUUAAAAUUUGAAAUCCUCAUAGAAAUAAUAAUUGAUUGUUAGUUCACACACACACACUCAAUAUGGCAUCAGUGCCAGUGUACUGCUUGUGUCGCCUACCAUAUGAUGUGACACGCUUCAUGAUCGAGUGUGACAUUUGUCAAGACUGGUUCCAUGGAAGCUGUGUUGGAGUUGAGGAGGACAAAGCAGCUGAGAUUGACCUGUAUCACUGUCCCAACUGUCAGGUCACCCAUGGGCCAUCUGUCAUGCGCAAACGCCGUGGAGGAAACAAGCAGAUGGAUAGUGGUGCUACUGGAGGAAGAGAUCCAAGUCGGCCCGUUAAGACAGGCAGUCCACAGUUUGUUAGGGAGCUACGGAGCCGCACCUUCCCAAAUGCGGAUGAAGUCUUGUUAAAGCCGACUGGGGCCCAGCUGACGGUGGAGUUUCUAGAAGAGCAUUCAUUCAGUGUACCUGUUAUGGUGCUGAGACGGGAUGGCCUAGGCAUGACCCUUCCCCCAUCGUCAUUCGGCGUCAGUGAUGUAGAGCACUACAUCGGAGCCGACAAAGAGAUUGAUGUGAUAGAUGUGUCACGACAAUGUGACCUGAAGAUGAGGUUGGGAGAAUUUGUUGAAUAUUACAACAGCCCCAACAGAGACAGAGUGCUCAAUGUCAUCAGCCUGGAGUUCUCUGAGACUAGGCUCUCAAACUUGGUGGAGACUCCAAAGAUUGUGAGGAAACUGUCAUGGGUGGAAAACCUCUGGCCUGAGGAGUCUGUGUUCGAACGCCCCAAUGUGCAGAAGUACUGCCUAAUGGGAGUGAAAGAUAGCUACACAGACUUUCACAUUGACUUUGGGGGAACCUCAGUAUGGUACCAUGUCCUGAGGGGUGAGAAAAUCUUCUACCUAAUUUCCCCCACUCCUGCCAACCUAGCGCUUUUUGAGCGGUGGAGUUCUUCAUCUAACCAGAAUGAGAUGUUCUUUGGAGACCAGGUUGAUAUGUGCUAUAAGUGUUCUGUUAAACAAGGCAACACGUUGUUCAUACCAACAGGGUGGAUUCAUUCUGUCCUGACUCCAGUGGACUGCCUGGCCUUUGGAGGAAACUUCUUGCACAGUCUUAACAUUGACAUGCAGCUCCGAGCCUAUGAAAUAGAAAAGAGAUUAAGCACAGCAGAUUUGUUCAGAUUUCCCAACUUUGAGACUGUGUGCUGGUAUGUGGGAAAGCAUCUUCUUGAUACCUUCAGAGGUUUGAGAGAAAAUCGUAGACACCCAGCCACAUAUCUGGUUCAUGGAGCUAAGGCCCUGAACAAUGCCUUCCGCGGCUGGACCCGAAAAGAGGCUUUAGCAGAUCAUGACGUUGAGAUUCCAGAAACAAUCAACACUCAGACGCUAGUGAAGGACCUGGCCAAGGAGAUUCGUCUGGUUGAGGAUAUCUUCCAGCAAAACAUUGGUCGCACUGGACCUCAGUUUCCUGGUUCGCCACUCUCGAAAGCUCCCCUGACCACCUCUCAGAAUUCAGGACGCCCCCCUGGAAAAAAGAAAGCACCCAAGCCUAAAGAAGUGAUUGGGGGCAUUGGACCCCCAGGAACCAAGAAGAAGAGUCAGAAGGGGCUGCUUAAGGCAGAAGCAGGAGAACUUGACCUCAUUGAGAUCCACACCAAACAUACACUCAAGAAGUUUCACCCUGGCAAGUCCAAAAACAAGAACAAGCUGGAUUUGCCAUUAGAAGAACUUGAAGGGAAGCUAAACAAAAGCAAACUAAAACUUGUGCUGACCAAUGGAAAAAUCCAAGGUAAGAAGGAUGGCAGUAAUGGUGCAGGAGGUGCUGGGAAGUUCAAACAUCUUGCCAUGGAGGGAUCCAGUCUGUCUGACCUUGAGUCUGAGGAUGAGCUGCAGAUUGAUGAGACUCCACCUCCACGUCGCAAACCUGCAGGACCCAGCAAGAAAAAGAAACUAAGCGGUCUUCCUAGAAAGCUGCCCAGAGCCAAACCGUGCUCUGACCCCAAUCGCAUCAGAGAGCCUGGAGAAGUAGACUUUGACAUUGAGGAGGAUUACACCACAGAUGAAGAGGCACUGGCUGCUCAUGGAGUGAAGGGUGGCGCAGGGGGCAUUCUGGACUUAUUGAAGGCCAGCAAGCAAGUAGCAGGCUUGGACUCUGCAGCUCUUAGUGAGGAAGCCCCAGCCUCUCCAAGUACGCGUGAUGCCAUUCAGGGUAUGCUCUCCAUGGCCAAUCCUCCAUCCUCGUCUUCAUCUUCCUCCUCUUCAUCUCCCUUAUCUAUCUCUGGAGGCCUGACAGAGGGAUUGGGGGUGGUCAAGGAAAAGGGCGGCAGGGCUGUGUGGGUGACCGGAGGGGUCAAAAAGACAGGAAUUCCUGAGAAGAAACCUGUCAUCCAGCGGCCUGGAAAACGGCCAAUUAAACGUCCAGCCCGUCACUUUAGUGAUGAGGAGAGUCCAGAUGAGCAAGAAACUCUGGGAACGUGUUUUAAAGAUUCAGACUAUGUUUACCCAUCCUUGGAGUCUGAUGAGGAGGACCAUGCCAACAAGGCUAAGACAAAGCGCAAGAAAAACUGGGAUGAUACACCUUGGAGCCCUAAAGCCAGAGUGAUGCCCACCCUUCCCAAGCAGGAACGGCCAGCCAGGGAAGGGGCUAGAGUUGCAUCUGUAGAAACUGGUCUUGCCGCUGCUGCUGCCAAGCUGGCACAACAAGAACAGCAAAAGCCUGCUAAAAGGAAGUACAGCAAAAAACAGCGUCCUCCUGCUCCAGUAGUUGCUCCUCUCCCUGUUCAGACUGAGCCAGCCCCACCCUCCCCAUCACCUGCUCCAGAGUCUGGAGGAGACUUCAGCCCAGAAAGGAGAAUGGAUUACUACUCUGCUAGUCUGAUGGACCAUGAAUACACAGCAGGACCAGGACCUUAUGGCCCUGGAGGCCCUAGAGGAAGCGGAGCCAUGGCUCCUGGUGUGUUCCUCACAUCUCGACGCCCUUCCCUAUCUCCGCAGAACAGCAGCUCUCACUCUGGUGCGUCCCCUGCAGGUUUGGCCAGCCAAGGCACGACAGGAGUUGGUCAAGGGAAACGCCCAAAGAAAGGACUUGCUACUGCAAAACAGAGACUUGGAAAGAUUUUGAAAAUUCAUCGCAACGGCAAACUUCUCUUGUGAGAGAUUGUGGAAAUGAGGGCAUCAAGAGAAGUGUUUUUGUGGAAGUAGGUCUGAAGGAAAUAGAAAUAGUAAUCUAUAUUUUCUACUCUAGAUAAAUUUGUUUACUGGUUUCACCUGUUAAUUGAACCCCACUAUAUCAUGUCCUACACCAAGUAUACAGCCCAAUUAGCAGUAGUCUGUUUUGGCACAUCACCUACCAAUAUCUUCACAAAUAUAUUUUCAGAGGCACAUCUGUUACUUAAAACAGAUCAAUGUAAUGCCCUAGAUAUACAUUCACUCUGGUAAAUAACUUUUAAUGGUUGUAUAUUGGACAACAGGAAAUUGUGGAAAGUGUUUCAAAAUGACAGGUGGACAGUGAUUUAACUAGCUAGAUUAACUAGCAUAAUAAAUCAAGGUUUCUUUUGCUUAUAUCUUUUGCCAUUUGUAGAGGCUGUAUUUAUGCAAAUACAUUCUACUGUCCAUCUUAAUUUUUUUUAAAGGGAAAGAAAAACAACACAUUGUCUAGUCAGGUAAAAAUGACCCCGAUCCCACAAAAACAAUGACAGUCAUGCAGUUGUAAUAUUAUAUUUACUUAAUUUUACCUCAUAAACCCAACGCAUGGUAAGCCAACCACAGCAUGCUAACCUUUACAAACAAUAAACAAACCUAAUAUGCACUUGGUCAGCACUCAAUAUGGAACAUGAAUUAAUUUUACAAAUUUCUCACUGGCCCUGCUCAGACCCGGUAUUAACAUUGAUCCUGAGAGAUCCAAUCAAAAGAGUGUAUGUGUCCUAAUUUUUUUUCCUUUUACCACCUGUGAUCAGAUCUCACUUCCAUGCUCUGUAUGCAAAUACAAAUGUACGUCAUUUAAGCUCACUAACACCAAACCAUGCUGCUUCUAGCCAGUCUGGGUGGCCCAGGACACAUUUGUGUUCCCACAGCUAACAGAAUGUGGCCACAUUGUCCCAGACCACUUCCAAAUGUGGUCUGAAUGACAGGGUCUCAAAUGUGUUCUUUCACACCUGUACUAAAAGCUGUCCACUUGUAAUCGUAUCACUCAGGACAAACAUUAAUACCCGGUCUGAAUGGGGUCACUGUUGUUUGUAUACUAACAAAUUAUCCUCCACUGUUUUACACUUAAAAUAUUCAGUUGUCAAUGUGAUGCCAAGAGUAACAUACAGUUCUAUUUAUUCUGAUCAUAUUUAUAAAGACAAUGCUAUACCACCUACUAGCCUGUUUUAAUGUCAAAUGUUUUUACCACCUCAUCUUUUUGUUCCCCACUUUGGUUAAUUUCGACCACUUAAUACCUGUACAAAUGCAAUCCCUGACUUUGUUACAAUUUUUUACAGUUUAAGUUGUCAUUGUAAAUACUUGUAAUAUUUGUAAUUUAUAUAGCGACAUUGGAAAAGCUGAAGAGACUAGUCUGCUGCAGGUUGCCAUAAUCCGUGCCCCCAGUGUUGGCAGUACUCUUGGACCAGACAUAGACAUGUGCUUUCUUUCCACAGAAUGUACUAGUGAUAACAUGUUGGCAGAAAUAUAGAUUUAACUGUGUGAAAACAUUGUGAAGGUGCAAAAUAUAAAUUCACAUGUAAAUAUAUGUUGUAAUUUAAGUUCUUUUAUAGCUCAAACAGUUUGAAAUCUUUCUUAACAUAACUUGUACAUGAUACAUUGCUGUAUUUGGAAAAUAUCUGAAAUAGUUCAUUUUUUAUAUUUGUAUGCAGUAAUUGUAAUGCUUAGUUUGUUAUGUCUUGUUAGUAUAAUAUUGGAAGUGUCCUGGAAAAAAAUGCCCUUGUUAAAUUUCAUCAAUUUAGUUUUAUAUUAAUUGUCAAUGUUCACUCUUGUGUUGGUGUGUACUUUGUGUUUUACACGUGUUUAAAUACGACAUGGAAAAGAUAAAAUACACGAUGGGCAAAAUUUUCUUUUUUCAUUCAUUUUAUUCGAGGAACACCAAGUCACAAGAAGUGUGAUUUGUGGGCCAAAUGAAUAUUACACAUCACUCUACUAGAGAACCCAGUUUUUACCUUUCCUGCAAAUGUGAUGACUGGGGACGUCAAACAGAUACAACAAAUAUUAUUGUGUUGUAUUUAACAGAUACAGUUAAUUCCAUCCACUGAAAGUAUGAUAGCUGUUGACUACAGUUUUUCUCAGGGUUUUUUGUAUGAAUUACUGUGCUAUUAUUUUCACAUAAACCAUCUAAACAUUGCUCUUCUAAAUACAUCUAAAUAAGCAUUUGUUAUUA
Molecule: messenger RNA, 5900 nt
Organism: Paralichthys olivaceus (Japanese flounder)
Lineage: Eukaryota; Metazoa; Chordata; Actinopteri; Pleuronectiformes; Paralichthyidae
Gene: phf8
Product: PHD finger protein 8
Biological process (GO): protein demethylation; regulation of transcription by RNA polymerase II
Molecular function (GO): transcription coregulator activity; histone demethylase activity
Source: RefSeq, a predicted model, not a curated record